Onthophagus taurus is the source of this 2733-nucleotide messenger RNA. It is a transcript of the gene tei, whose product is annotated as irregular chiasm C-roughest protein teiresias. The record is from RefSeq and is a predicted model, not a curated record. Gene Ontology annotation, molecular function: cell adhesion molecule binding. Gene Ontology annotation, biological process: cell-cell adhesion. NCBI's taxonomy places the organism in Eukaryota, Metazoa, Arthropoda, Insecta, Coleoptera, Scarabaeidae. Gene Ontology annotation, cellular component: cell-cell junction; plasma membrane.
CGGCCGAAUUACACGUCGCGGCGCGUUCUCGUUUCGUGUGAUCGUCGUUCAUUCUCAUUGUAGUCGUCUCUCUCUUGGUGAGCGCCGGUGUCGGCGGCGUGUGAGAUGUCGUCUCGUGGUCUCAUUCAGCGUCGCGACGCUGUUCCAUUCACAUGCUCAUUUUUACCGAGAUUUCGGUGCGUGCGUGUUUUUCUUGCGUGCAUUCGUUGUGCUCACUGUAACCGAUAAAGUCGCGUUACAACGACACUUCACGUCGCGACCAAACACUUAUCGUUAACAAUGCUAUUGUGAUCGCUGUUUAUGCUUUUCUGUCUGACACUGACUUGACAUAAUUAUAAUUCUUACAAAAGACUAAAUUCGUAUGAUAAACUGAGUGUUUAUCAGUGGAUACCCUCUCUCUCUCUUUCUGCACGUUUUCUCUUCCUGUAGGUAUAUCUAUCAACUUUAUCAGUGACUCUUGUGUAACUUCUGUGUAUAACUUUUAAGUGUAACUUCUAAGUGUAAGUGAUCUUUGUAUAGUGAUAGUGGAAAAAUAGACAUGAUAUUGCAGACGACAUGAGAUCAUCUCCAAUUUAUUUACCAUGGGUCAAAUUCGUUUUAGCAGCUUUUAUGUUUUCAACUGUAUUAGGUCAUGCGGAAACGAGAUUGCACACCCGCCAUCCGCAUACCGGAAGUGUACACCACCGUUCGAUUCGAGCUGACGUCAGAACGAAUCAAAGCGAUGAAAAUGGGGACGUCGAAGAGUCGAGUUCCUCAUCAGGAGCCGAGCCGAAAUUCGUGCAGAUUUACUCGAAUCAGCAUGUCAAAUUGACCCUCGAUUGCGGCGUGAAUAUCACCUUCAGUACCAGCAUCUGGCUUAAGGACGGCCAGAUCGUUCAGACGAUCCUGAAGGACAAUGCGAACAAUAAGCGCGUUACGGGGCACCGAUUUCUCGUCGACAACUUGGGCAAUCUGCUCAUAGAGAACGUCCGCUUAGAGGACGAUGGCAGGUGGCAGUGCGAAGCUGAAAAUCCUUACGGAUUCGUCGUCACCGGAAAGCCCAUUCAGCUGACAGUUUUAGAUCCACCGAAAAAACCGUACUUAUUAAUCGACAACAGAAUCUUGGAUCCGGGCAACCUAUUCAUACCGGUAAAGGAAAACACCGACUUGACGGUAUCUUGUGUUGUGGAUGGCGGUAAUCCGAAACCGUCACUCUCAUGGGAAUUAACUCUCGGGUCUCUUGCGUUACUGGACGCUCCAGAAGUGCCCUUCCAAGCCCUUAAUCUCACCGAGACGGUGCGCGAACAGAAAGUCGGGGCAAGGAACGAUGCGCGUCUUGAAAGGGUUAUGCGCGCUCAUCACAACGCCACCCUUACCUGCAUCGUGCACCAUAUAGCCCUAUUGCAACCUCUUAACGUAUCUUUACUGCUAGAUGUACAAUAUACACCCUCUUUCGCAAUAUCCCGUGAGCCCGGAUUCGGAUUUCCCAUACGAGAAGGAAUGCCGUUGUCGUUAAAGUGCGACGUCGACGCGAACCCUAAGGCCGCUCCAAUAUGGCAGAAGGACGACACGGACCCACCGGUUCAACAGACUCCCGACGGUUUCCUCAAUUUCACCGAAAUCCGGCGUGAGCACAGCGGCUGGUACAAGUGCAUAUCGAGGCAUCUGCUCGGUAGAUUCUCCAGCAUCGGAUAUUACCUCAACGUGAGGAAUGAAAUUGAAAUGACUCAAGAGCCCGAUUUAGAUGUCAGAGAACUAAGCUCUACAGGACGACAAUUAGAAGUUUCUCUUGGCGGUGCUGUUCAACUUUCAUGCCCUCUCGGCACUACAGGUUGUUGGACACGCGUGGAUUCCGGCACAGGACGUUUAGAACCACUCGGUGCUUCCCAAGAAUUACGACUCGAACAUGUUUUAUAUCAAGAGGCUGGAGAAUAUAGAUGUGUUGCUCCUAACAGGGAUACAGUACGUAAGCUUGAUUCAUUGAGAAGUGCUAUGAGCGUUGACGUCAAUGUUAUAGGACGGCCUGUAAUAAUCCCUGGAAAUAAAACUUUAACUGCCGUUUAUGGACAACCCUUAACACUCUCGAUGGAAUUUUGUGCCAAUCCACCAUUCAACAGGGUUUUCUGGAUCGUUAAAAAUCGCAUAUAUUUUCCUGGCGAUUCAGAAAAUGGAAUUUUAGCUUACAAUAUAGCCAAUAUCUCAACACCAAAUUGUCACCAAGCAGUUCUUUAUAUGAGUAAAGUCAGUAACGAUGACGUGGGAGAAUACACUUUAAUAGUGAGAUCUCCAAAUGGAUUAUCUGAAGGGAUCUUUACGGUGAAUAUGACCUACGCCAGUGGUUAUAAUGUUCCAAAUCCAAGUUCAAGUAGCCAAAAGAAGAUCUUCGCAAGUGCCCACGUAGUUAUUUUAAUUAUAUUAAUGAGUAAAUUUUUGAUAAUAAAAGAAUGAACGUUAUGUAGAGACGAGUAGAGUGAACGACAAAGAAACGAAACGAAUAAAAGGACUAACUCGUAUUAUUCUCCGAGAAAAGAAGAACCAUUGUAAGCGUUUAAUGAAUAAAUAAAUAAUUAUAAAGAUGACUUAAUGGAACGAGAGUGGUAUUUAAAUGUAUAGUUUUUUAUUCUUUUGCAAACAAAAAAAAAUGUCAAGAUAAACACGUAACAAUGUGUAUAAAAAGUGAUUUGUUAAAUAGACGGCGCUUAAAUGUAUAAAUUACGUGUAAUUAAAAUUAAUAAAUUAUACGUCCAUGUGUUA